CAUGACUGAAAUAAUUUAUAGAAGAAAUGUAUUUAUCCAAUAUGUUUCAAAGGUUGUGAAUCAAAGCUUUACACACUUGAACCAUGAUGAAUGGAGAAGGACCAAGUGUGCCUAUCACAACCCUUGCUGGAAUUCAGAGUUUGACAGAUUUAUUGUUAGAAUUACCUUUGCCUACUCCAUUACCAGGAUCAACUGGAAGUCGGAGUCUUUUGAGUCACUUAAGAGAUUCAGAUGAAGCAAGACAACUGCUAAACAGUGCUCAUGAAUCAUUCCUUGUCCCACCUUUGAUAGAAGCUCUAAGCAGAACAACUACAGAUAAUGUAGAAGUUAAAGAUGGAUAUUAUGGUGGUGCUUCCCAUGGUGGUCAGACAUCUCAAUUGCUUCAGUUUUUGCUCAGUAGAAGUCCAAAUAUUUUUAAAGGAGUUAUUUCAACAGCGCCUAAUAUCACUGCCGAGCAUCAUCCUAGUACAUCGCAAUGGAUACAGAGACAGUGUACAGCAAGUUCACUCCAUCCCCAACAACAACCAUUUGCUUCUGUUACAAUUCCUUCUUGUCCUCCUCAUCCAAAUUCUCCACAGUUUGCAACUCAAGGAUACCAGAUGGACCAAUCACAAGGCAAUCGACAUAUUCAUAAUAAACAAAUCUCAGUAUCACAACAACCCAAAACACCUCUUGGUAAUUAUCCUCAAUAUGUUCCCACUGUGGCAUCAAAUGAUAAAUACUUGGGACAGCAGCAUGCAUCAAUAGUUCACAAUGCUGUUUCUCAAGGUCCAACGCCAUCUCCUCAUACACCUACGAGUUUACAAGAAAAUCAACAAUUUUAUGAAUCAACAAUAGUGAAUAAAUACAAUACAUCACCUGCAUCUGCAUCUCACACUUUCAGUAAUGGUAACUGUGGAGAAAAUACAGCCAUAUUGUCUCCUGCAAAACUAACUGAUAGGACAGAAAAUCAUUUGCCUGAAAAUCAACAGACUAUUACAAAUACUGAUCUUGUGUACUCUAGUUUUGUAGGAACACGAUCAACAUCUAAAUUGACUUGUUCAUCCACAGCUACAACGCAACAAAUACAUACAUCCCAAGGUGUUAUUUCACCUACACAUCAAGCAAAUAAUAAAAGUUUUGAGCAGCACUUGCCUAGCACAUCAUCAGUUACAUUUGAAACUAGUAGUAAUUCAUCAUUACAAUCUCCUUCACAAAAAUCUCUGAUAAAUAAUAAAGAAAGAGAUUCUAAUGAUUCUACUUGUAAUAUUUCUGAUUUAUUAUGUGAUAAUAGAAGUAAGGAUAACAUGCUUGUAAAUGAUGAGAAUCAAUUAAAUCAAGAAGAACUGAGGAAAAGUGCAACUACAGGAAGAAGAAAAUCUUCUGAACCAGUUGUUAUUCUUGAUAAGUUAAGCAUUGAAGAUCAAGUUCUAGCACAAAAAAGUGUAAAGGAAUUCACAAAGAAAGUAGUUGGUGUAGAAGAAACUCGAAAAUCUCCAAAAUCAAAGAAUUGUGAAUCUUCGGCCAAGGAAUGUUCAAGGCGGAAAUCAUCCUCUGAAGAUGUGGAAUCUGAAAAAUUAGAAAAAGGUUUUCUGUCACCCAAGAAAAAGAGUAAAGAAAAUCUUAGUUCCUCAAAAGAUUUUGUUCAGCAUAAAGAUAAAACUGUUAAAAAACAAUGUGAUACUACUAGUUUUGAUGUUGAUUACAAACAAAAACCAUCAGAAAGUACUUCAACCUCCUUGGGUGAGAGAGUGAAGAAAAGAAGACGAUCAAGCCAACUUGCAAAUUAUGCUGAAUCUCCUGUUGCAGAGGUUGCUAGUGAUCCAUCUUCAGAUGAAACACCUAUAUCAAACAUUAAAAUGAAGAAAACAAAGAUUAAAAAGAUCAAAAAAGAGAAAAUUGAACAACUAUCAACAGAAGAUUUAAUGGAUACAAAUACUUAUCAGCAUUUUUCUAGGACUGUUGAAGCAAUUUUUGAUUCAAUGGAAGAAUUAGAUUUUUCUGCAGAUAUUGAUGAAGAUUCUGAAUGUCCAGCUGAAGCAUUAAUUCCCUUAUUUCAACUACAAGAACUGUGUAAUGAAGCUGCAAAAUUAAAAAUGUUACAAGCUAUGAACCAAUUUCCUCCAGAACGAUUAGUUAGACUUUUAAGUAUAUUGGAAAGAAAUGUUUUAGAUGGAGCUAAAAUUCUUCCUAUACAAAGUACAGAUGAACGAGAUGAAGAAGAAGCAAAACUUUGGUUAGAACUUACUAUGGAGAGAGUGAUGAGGAGUGCAGAUUCUUCACUAACUGCUCUCUAUAUUAUGACUUCACCCAAUAUGCCAGAAAAAGUGUUUUUAGAAGAUGUUAUAGAAAGAAUUGUUUUGUUUCUUAAAUUUCAGCUUCAAAAUACUGUAUAUCCUGUAUUUGAUCCAGCAUACCGAAUUGAUCCUAAAUCAAAAGAUGGUUAUGUUGGAAAUAUUAAACAAAAGCGAGCACAUGCACAUAAGGUUAAAGAAAAAUCAAUAAUUCAGUUAUAUAACAAACUGCAUGAAGCGGUUGGUUUACUUGCUGAACUUCUUGAAGUUCAAACACUAACAGAUACCAUAAUUCUACAAGUAUCAACUCUUGGUGUUGGCCCAUUUUUUGUUGAAGGUGUAAAUGAAUUACAAUUAAAUGUUUUGAGAUUGGUAACAACUGUAUUUGCAAAAUAUGACAAACAUAGACAACUUAUACUUGAAGAUAUUUUAGCUUCAAUUGCUAGACUUCCUACAAGUAAACGGAGUUUAAGAAAUUACAGAUUAAAUUCUGAAGAACAUAUACAAAUGCUUACAGCCCUUGUUCUUCAACUGAUUCAUAGUGUGGUUAGAUUACCUGAACCAGAAAAUAAUAUGAAACAAAAUCCUUAUUUAAUUAAUGAUGAUGAUGACAGAGGUAUGGAUGUAAAAGAUAUGCCAACUAUGGAUAAAGAUGUAAUGAUAAUUACUUCUUAUGAAGCAGCAGUUAGAACAGCAAUCAAUUUUCUUUCGGUCUUUUUGAAGAAGUGUGGAACAAAAAAUGAAGAAAUGGAUUAUCGCCCAUUAUUUGAGAACUUUGUUCAAGAUCUUUUGAGCACAGUCAAUAAACCAGAGUGGCCAGCUUCUGAAUUACUUUUAAGUCUUUUAGGCAGAUUAUUGGUUCAGAACUUUAGCAACAAAUCUCUUGAUAUGACUCUUAGAGUUGCAUCUCUUGAUUAUCUUGGUGUUGUUGCUGCUCGAUUAAGAAAAGAUGCUGUUUCGAGUCAACUGAGAAAAGAAACUAUUAAUGAAGUCAUUAAACAGAUUUUAGGUGAAACUGCAGAUAGUGACAUUUUACAGUGCAAAAGUAAAAAGUCUAAACAUAAGCAAAAAUCACUCAAAAAAGAUGAUACUCAAAUACUUCAAAAAGUUUUGCUUCGAUAUCUUGAUGCAAACGUUCACAGUGAUCCCGCAUUACAGUUUGCUAGAAAAUUUUAUAUAGCACAAUGGUAUCGUGAUGCUGCAGCAGAAAUUAGAUCAGAUAAGAUGAAUAAAGAAAAAACUGAUGAAAACGAGCAACAAGUGCAACCUAAUAAUUCUAAGCCAAUCAAAGGGGUCAAAUUGUCUCGGCAUAAACGAAGAUCUUCUCAGGUCAAUUGUGAAGUUGAUGUUGAUGAAGAAGAAAAUGAAACAGAGAAAGAUGAUGCAAAACUUGAAAUUGAAGGUGAAGAAAGUAAUAUUAAAUUGCUUGCCUUAGCUGAAGAGAGGAAGAGAUUUCUUCUUUCUGUGAUUAAACUUGAACAUUUAAAACAAUCAUAUAUAAACCAAAUUAAACAUAUUGAUUAUAAUACAGCAGAAUUAAUUUCAAGCUUUCUUGCAUCAAAGAGGCCAUUUUCACAAAGUUUUGAUAUUUAUUUAUCUCAAAUUUUAAGAGUCCUUAAUGAAACAGCUGUUGCUGUACGUACUAAAGCAAUGAAAUGUUUAACUUUGGUUGUAGAGGCUGAUCCUAGUAUUUUGGCAAGACCUGAUAUGCAAAGAGGUGUUCAUGGUAGAUUGUUAGAUCAGUCAACAAGUGUUCGAGAAGCAGCUGUAGAUUUGGUAGGCAAAUUCAUUCUGAUCCGUCCAGAGCUUACCAGUCAGUAUUAUGAAAUGCUAACUGAUAGAAUUUUAGAUACAGGUGUAAGUGUUAGAAAACGGGUGAUCAAGAUACUCAAAGAUGUAUGUUUAGAACAACCAGAUUUUCCAAAAAUUCCAGAAAUUUGUGUAAAAAUAAUACGGAGAGUGAAUGAUGAAGAUGGAAUUAAAAAGUUAGUAGGAGAAGUCUUUCAAAGUAUGUGGUUCACUCCUGCUUCUGACAGAGAACCUAAAAGGAUUCUUCAAAAAGUAAAAAAUAUUACACAUGUAGUAGCUGCUUGUAAAGAUACUGGAUUAGAAUGGUUCGAACAGUUGCUUACAAAUUUAUUAAAAAAUAAAGAUGACAGUAGUUACAAAGGAGUAAUAAAGUCUUGCACACAAAUUGUCGAUUGCUUAGUUGAAAAUGUUCUUCAAUUAGAAGAAUCUACACAAGAAAUAGAAGGUUCUGGAGCCAGCCAAAAUUUAGUUGCUUGUUUAACAACAUUGUAUCUAUUUUGCAAAAUCCACCCAUAUUUAGUUGUUCCCCAUGUUAAUACCAUCCAACCAUAUCUAAGUAUGACAUGUAAUAAACAAGCAGAUUAUCAUGUCUUGUUAAAUGUUGCCAAAACAUUAGAACUUAUUGUGCCAUUGAUUGAACAUCCCAGUGAAUCAUUUUUGGCACAAAUUGAAGAAGAUAUGGUAAAACUUAUUCUUAGACAUGGAAUGUUUAUACUACCUAGUUGCGUUAGUUGUUUAGGAGCGGUAGUAAAUAGAGUAACCCAUAAUUAUCAACUUGUUUGUGAUUGUUUUCAAAAAUUCUUUGUUGUUUUACUUGGUUUUAAAAAGGAGCAUGAGAAUAAUCCUAAUAAUCCAUUGUUGAUUGAACAACGACCUAAAUUAUUAAGAUCAUUAUUUACUGUGGGUCUUUUCUGCAGACAUUUUGAUUUCACAUCUGUUGAACCAGUCAGUGAAAUUAGUGGACAAGAACCAUUAAAAAAUAGAGUAUUUGAAGUAAUUUUAUACUUUACUAAACAUGAAUGUGAAGACAUACGUCAUAAAGCUCUUACAGGACUUGGAUUCAUGAUGAUAAGGCACUAUGAAUUUAUGCUCGGAAAAGAAGUAAAAGAACUUUAUUACUAUCUGUUGUGUGAUUCAGAAGUAUCAGCUGGACUAAAAUGUCAAGUUUUAAAGAAUCUUUCAGUUUAUUUAUUAGAAGAAGAAGCUAGAAUGAUACAGAAAGAUGCUGAAUGGAGUAAAGUUUCAAAAUCUGAAGAUUUAAAAGAAAUGGGGGAUGUUUCAUCUGGAAUGGCUAGCACUGUUAUUCAAGUCUACUUAAAACAGAUAUUAGAAUCAGUGUUGCAUACAUCAGUGAAUGUAAGAAGAAUUGCAUUACAAGUUAUACAUCUUAUUUUAGGCCAAGGAUUGGUCCAUCCAGUGCAAAUAGUUCCCUAUCUGAUCUGCAUGGGAUCUGAUGAUGAUCAAAUUUUGAGAACAAAGGCAGAUCAGCUUUUGCAAGAAAUUGAAAAGAAAUAUCCAGGAUUUGUUCAAAUGAAGGCUCUAUCAGGUGUUCGAAUGUCAUACAAAAUGCAACAACUAAUUCAUAGUGAUAGUGUUGAGCUUAUUCGAGGCUUUCGUAGUGUCGACAAUACUGUAAGCAGAAAUGGAUUUUUAUAUUCCGUUAUAAGAGGAACUCGACAAAAUCGAAGAGCUUUUGUGCUUUCACUUUUAAAAUUAUUUGAUGAACAAGCAAGGACUCCAUUAUCAGAAUUAUUGUACAUUGGAGAUAAUAUUGUUUAUUUUCCUUUCCAAGUACAGGAUGAACCUCUAUUUAUCAUACAUCAGAUCGAUGUUAUGUUAUCGGUAUCGGGUUCAAAUCUCCUUCAAUCUUUCAGAGAAGCUUUAAUUCCUGUAAAUAUAAAUUCUGGAAAUAAUCCUGCAGAGGAAGAUGAUGAUGACGAUGAUUUUGAUUCUUUGUAUCAACGUCUUCCAGGAAAUACAUCUGUUUUACAAGAAUGCAUGAGUGCUUCACAAGCUUGUCUUUUAUUGUUAUUUAUAAAACAAACUUUAAAAGAAAUGUAUGGAUUUACUGACAAUAAAAUACAACAGUAUUCACCAAAUGAAUCUGUUAAAGUAUAUGAAAAAGCUAUGAAUCGUAAAGUAGGAGUGAAAUUUAAACCCAUAUCUGUGAUUAAUUUUGUGAAAGGUGAAGAUCAUACAGGUAUGUUGGAUGAAGCAGGUAAAAGGAAACUAAUACAACAGUAUCUAAAUUUCAAACAAUUGAUGUUAACAAUUGAUCCAGCAGAUGAUGAUGACGAUGAACAAACUAAUCGCAGAUCAUCUGCUAAUGCAUCAAAGUUAUUAGUGUCAGUUUUACAUGCAGACGAUGAGGAAGAUAACUCAGUUGUUAAUACAGUUUCUUUUCGAACUCCUGAUAAAGGAUCAUCAAGAAAUCGAUCACCUGGCAGUAGUCGCCAUUCGAGGUCCAAAAUAAGUCGGAGUAGUGUCACAAAAGAAAAGAAGAAGAAAGAAAAAUUUCGGAAGAAACGAAAGAGAAUUAUUGACUCUGAUAACUCUGGUGAUGACACAGAUAGUGAUCCUGAUUACAUGGAAGUUACGUGAAAAUGCAUCUGUGGUGCUUGAAUAGUGAGUGACCAACUCUUCCCUCCAUGGACAAGGAUGGCAUCAAACUGAGUGUUGAUGCCAGGUUCCAACACGCAUGCCGAUUCCUGGCACGUAACUUAUGGACUGUAUCAGCCUUGAAGCCAAGACAAGUACUGUCAUAAAAUGUAAUGACUUAUGUAAGCUUUUAUUUCUGAGACUUUUAUGUCACUUGAAUUUUAAAGCCUACAUUUUGAAUAACCAUCAAGUAGAAGGUGUGGGUAUGAAAAAAAUGUUGAUGUAAUUUAUUUAUUGAUGCCUCAUUUAUGAUAAUACAACAUAUAAGAAAAGUGUUCUCCAGGGUCUUUAAGAGUGGUGUGAUGAUUGUAUGUAUAGUCCAUUGAAUAGUAGGGCAGCAUUUGUUUUCAGCAGAAUAUAUACAUAGCCUGUCAUGCAACAUUCUCAUUUAAUCCCUUUUGUAUGUAAAAGAAGCCCUCCUGAUAUACUGUUGUUUGCAUUGUACAAAUCUUCUCUGCCCAAUAACAGGAGAAACCUCCAGCCCAGAAAAAUAUUCUUUACAUGCAUCAUAAAAAUCCAUCUCAGUGUCUGCUGUAUGCCAGUCAAUCAUAAUUCACCCUUGUUUUGUACUCUACAGAUUUGGUAUAUGGAUUUUCCAUAUACAGUCCCAGAAUUUGGCCAUGUAAAACUACUUGGCUUUCAAGAAUAAAGGUUAACAUUGUAAUCUGUUUACCUGAUGGUCUGUACUUUUAUUUUCCCUAUUUUCAUUUAAAAUUUCUGUCCAUAAUUUAUUUCACAAUGGGAUGUACAAAUUUUGAUUAUUUUAAUGUUAAAAAAUUGUAUAACCCAGUUAGAGUAGAUAUUUUGAGAUUUGAAUUUAUUUUCAUUAUUUAAUAAUUCACAGCAUGAAAGUUAUCUGUUUUUUAAAUUAUAUAAUU
Centruroides sculpturatus (bark scorpion) is the source of this 7618-nucleotide messenger RNA. Its product is annotated as nipped-B-like protein. Gene Ontology annotation, molecular function: chromatin binding. Gene Ontology annotation, biological process: establishment of protein localization to chromatin; replication-born double-strand break repair via sister chromatid exchange; regulation of gene expression. Gene Ontology annotation, cellular component: Scc2-Scc4 cohesin loading complex. The record is from RefSeq and is a predicted model, not a curated record. NCBI's taxonomy places the organism in Eukaryota, Metazoa, Arthropoda, Arachnida, Scorpiones, Buthidae. The transcript has a single exon. Bases 84 to 6683 code for a protein of 2199 amino acids.